Molecule: messenger RNA, 780 nt
Organism: Adineta ricciae
Lineage: Eukaryota; Metazoa; Rotifera; Eurotatoria; Adinetida; Adinetidae
Source: the annotation of a GenBank genome assembly
AUGCCACCAACAGUUGUCUCACCUCUGUACUGGAACUAUUGGGCUAAUGUUAUCUACAUUCUUGGAAUGUUUGGAUAUUUAACAAUAGAUUCAGCGAAUUAUCUGUUCGCUGGAUUUCAGAAUGAUCUUUCGAUUUUCAUCUAUGUUUUCCUUGCUAUUUUAUUUGCUCUGAGUGCUAUUCUAUACGCGAUCGAUUGGUAUGUAUACGCGGUGAAACUACGUGAAGAUGAAAAUGAACCGAUACAUUAUCGUGCUGAAUUAAUCGCCUGUAUGUUUCAAAAUGUAGGUUGUUAUCUUUACCUACUCGGUGCAACAUUGGCUUUUCAUCAAGUUAAGUAUAUGAAAACAAUAUUAUUGUUGAACUUUUUCGCAAUAUUAGCAUUUCUCACUGAAUCAAGUUUAAUAUUUCUCGGAUGGCGUAUGGCAUUGCGCAGACAAGGUACAUCAAAUCCGAAACGUGGCUGUGUAGCUCAGGACGUAUGCAUGUGGGCUCAUCUAUUGUACUUCAUUGGUAAUGUCAUCUACUUGUGUUCAACGUCGUUAGCUUAUCGUUUUUAUGUUGAUUUCAAUGUUACCUAUCCAAAUGGUGUAGUUAUAUUACAAAUCUUUGGUGAUCUUAUCUAUUUGCUGGAUGCUUAUCUUUACUACGAAUGUUGGAAACGAGAUAAACAGGAAUAUGAUGCGAAUACGGAACGUCAAAAUUUGGUUAAAUUGAAUGUGGUUAAACAAUUAUCUACAGAAAAUUUUGCUAAUGACAUGAAAAUUGAUUCAGAUAACUAA